AUGCUCAAGAUGUUCGCCAAGUACUUUGCGAUUUUGACUACUACUUUGACAGUACUCAUCUCCGCUUCACCGACCGUGAUCAGGAAAGAUGGGAAGGGACGUCCACCUCCACCAGCGAAUGAAGUCGCAGUUCAUGUCAGGUUCCCACGUUACAGUAAAUUUGUCGAUAAGGAUGACCUCAACGAUACCUUUCUAGGUACAGGAGCCAAGGCCAAGGCUUUUCAUUUUACAUCUGAUCCAAACGCAGGUUUUGAAGAAUGGGAAUCUCAAGAAUUCUUUUGGAUACUCUAUGAUACAAAGGCUAAUGUCGAAAAUUUGCAAGGUACUGAUAUCCUCUACCAUAUGACUUGCGCUGUCAAACAUUUGAAAAACGAUGUAGGUAAAUUCCAUCAAUUUGACUUGAACACCACUCCUCCUUAUGUCCAUAGCAUGCAGGGAGAGACGGACCUAGAACUCUUUGAGAGUAUCAGGGUGGCUUGUACAGGAGGAUGUAUCAAAGAAGGCGGAUGCGGUGAUGAACAGAUUCCUCAAUUUACGGAAGAUUAUCUUACUGACUACUACAAACCGACAUUAGAUUUAUUCACAGCUUGUAAUAUUUGA
Molecule: messenger RNA, 600 nt
Organism: Kwoniella shivajii
Lineage: Eukaryota; Fungi; Basidiomycota; Tremellomycetes; Tremellales; Cryptococcaceae
Exons: 3
Coding region: 1-600 (199 amino acids)
Source: RefSeq, a predicted model, not a curated record